Messenger RNA from Phyllotreta striolata, 705 nucleotides. The record is from the annotation of a GenBank genome assembly. Lineage: Eukaryota; Metazoa; Arthropoda; Insecta; Coleoptera; Chrysomelidae.
AUAACAAAAAUGGCGGACGAUCAGUUACCUGCCGGUUGGGAAAAACGUCUCAGCAGGUCAACCGGCCAACAUUACUACUUAAAUAUUUACACAAAGGAGUCCCAAUGGGACGUGCCGGACAAACCAGCGGAGCCCGUCUCAUCCAGCGGACCAGAACAAGUACAAUGCUCGCAUUUAUUGGUAAAACACAAGGACUCCAGGCGGCCGUCCUCUUGGCGAGAGGAAAACAUUACCCGCACGAAAGACGAAGCCUUAGAUUUAGUAAUAACUUAUCGAGAACAAAUUGCUCAAGGUAAGACCUCGUUCGCGGAGCUGGCUUCGAAAUACUCGGAUUGCUCGUCGGCGAAGAGAGGCGGCGAUUUGGGGCCGUUCGGCAAAGGGGCCAUGCAGAAGCCCUUCGAAGAGGCCGCGUUCGCGUUGAAGGUCGGCGAAUUAUCCGAUCCUGUGUUCACGGAUUCCGGCGUACACAUUAUUCUACGUACCGUUUAAGGUCUAAGCAUUUCGAAUUUCCGAUACACAAAUACUUCCGAUUUUAACAUAUUUCUUAUAUUUUUAUGAUUAUUAUUUAAACGAGCUGUAAGGAUGCUUGUAAGAAUUGUCAUAUCCGCUUAUUUUAUUUAAUAACCAUAUUAAUACUUUUCAUUUUGUCUUUCUCAAAGUAUAACAGUUUGUUGGUGGAUAUUAGAAUAAAAAUUACGUUAAAUU